Molecule: messenger RNA, 1338 nt
Organism: Penicillium angulare
Lineage: Eukaryota; Fungi; Ascomycota; Eurotiomycetes; Eurotiales; Aspergillaceae
Product: putative monooxygenase
Exons: 2
Coding region: 1-1338 (445 amino acids)
Biological process (GO): secondary metabolite biosynthetic process
Molecular function (GO): monooxygenase activity; FAD binding
Source: RefSeq, a predicted model, not a curated record
AUGGCGAAGGCUCCUCAAGAUUUGCAAAUCGCCAUUCUGGGCGCUGGCAUGGGCGGUCUUACCUGUGCCCUUGCUCUUGCCCAGCGUGGUUUCAAGAACAUUGAUGUUUAUGAAAAUGCGCAUGACCUUGGCUUCGUUGGCGCUGGUAUUCAGCUUGCACCUAACAUGGCGCGCGUCCUUGACGGCCUUGGUGUCUGGAAGGGCAUUGAAGCCGAGGCUGUGAACAUUUUAGAUACAUCCGUCCGUGUUGGCGCUGCUAACAGCGAGCUUGCUCACGUUGAUUUGAGAUACGUCGAGGAAACAUAUAAAUACCCCCAUAUGGUCGGUCACCGUGCCUCUUUGGCCAACGGGCUCUACCAAGGCUGCUUGAAAGAGUCUGCUAUCAAGUUCCAUUUCGCUACCACCGCAUCAAACGUCGACUCGUUCGGCCCCCGUCCCUCCUUCACCGCGACACCUCGCGAGGGCGAAGUCGCUUACAAGGUUGAAUGCGAUGUGCUCCUGGGCGCCGAUGGUAUUAAGAGUGAAACUCGUGAGGCCAUGCUCAAGCGCCUGGGCGUCGAGGUUGGCAUUAAAGAUACGCAGCAGGCUGCCUACCGUAUCAUGAUUCACAAGGACCAAAUUAAGGACGACCCUGAGCUGCUCGCUUUGAUUAAUAGUAACACUGUGACUCGCUGGAUUGGUGAGAAGCGCCAUAUCAUCGCCUACCCUGUUUCCAACAACACCAUCUAUAACCUCUCUACCGCCCAGCCAGACACCAACUUCGCCGCUGCUACCAACGGCACCUACACUACUAAGGGCUCCAAGAAAGCCAUGCUGGAGGUGUACUCCGACUUCUGCCCUAUGGUUCAGCGCAUGCUCAACCAUGUCCCUGAAGGCGAGGUCUGCGAGUGGAAGCUGCGUGUUCACGACCCCAUUCCUACCUGGAUUUACGAUCAAACCGCCCUAGUCGGUGACGCUUGCCACCCUACCCUUCCUCACUUGGCUCAGGGUGCCGCGCAGGCAAUUGAGGAUGGUGCUGUCAUUGCCGUGGCUCUGUCCCGUCUUCCCGACACUACCCCCGAGUCUAUUAACAAGGCUCUCCGCGUCUACGAGAAGGUUCGCAAGGUUCGCGCGGAGACACUCGUUGACAUUGCCGCUGCCUCUGGACGUGCCUUGCACCUCGGUGAUGGUGCGGCUAAGGCAGAGCGUGAUCGUCAAUUUGCCGAGCUUAAGAACAAGGGUGGCAAGGGCCCUGUACCAGAUAGGUGGGCCGAUGCUGAUACCCAGCGUCAAAUCUACGGCUUUGACUGCACCAAGAUCACCGAGGAUAACUUCACCGAGUACUUCUCUCAGAUGUAA